CAUCGCGAGGCCUCCCGUCUCCUGCCAUGCGCCGCCUCCCCGGCCGCGCCAUCGCCGCCGCGCCCGGUGGAUUCCUCCACCUCUCCCUCCUCGCUUCCCUCCGCCGCCGCCCCUCCCUCCAGGCGCACGCUCAGCUUCUGCUCCUCGGCCUCCCGCUCCAGCCCGCCGCCGCCUCCCGCCUCCUCCGCCCACACCUCCGCGCCGGCCACCCGCUAGCCUCCCUCCGCCUUUUCCUCCGCAUGCUCCGCGACCAUGAGCCCUCGCCAACCAGCGCCACUGCUUCCCAGAACCAGGAGGCCGUCCCGAACUCGUACUCCCUCUCCGCGGCACUCGCAGCCUGCUCCCGCCACGAGUCCCCCUCCCUCGGCUUCUGCAUCCACGCCUUCGUCCUCAAAUCAGGAUUCGCCUCGGACAUCUUCGUCACGAACUCGAUCCUCCAUUUCUACGCCUCAUUCGGUCUCCACUCCCUCGCGCGCAAGCUGUUCGACGAAAUGCCGGUGAGGGACACCGUGUCGUUCAACACUCUGAUCGAUUCAUACGUGCAGUCAGGAUGUAUUGACGGCGCGUUCGGUGUGUUAAGGAAUAUGGUGGACGGAGGGUUCCGGAUGGACGGAUGGACCAUCACGGCGUUGCUGGGCGCUUGUGCUGAGUUAGGCGAUUUGAAUGCGGCAAAAGCUGCGCAUGGGGUUGCCAGGAGGACAUUGAGGCUCAAAUUGUUCAACUCUGGAGAGGUAGUAAUUGGGCUAGUGGACAUGUAUGUGAAGUGUGGCGCAUUGCAGCUCGCCAGGAAGGUGUUUGAUUUGUCUGAGGAGAAGGCGAAGGUUGUGAGGGUUUGGAGUGUAAUGUUGUCAGGGUAUUCAAGGGCUGGAGAGAUCGACGUGGCUCAAAGGUUAUUUGAUAAGAUGCCUAAUAAGGAUUUGGUUGCAUGGACAGUUUUGAUUGGUGGAUAUGUGCAGGCAGGUAGAUCCAAUGAGGCACUUCGGUUGUUCCAGGAGAUGGAAGCGACAGGACUUGAGGCUGAUGAGGUGACGGUUGUCACGGUGCUUUCAGCUUGUGUCCAGCAUGGUGCAAUUGAUCUGGCAAAAAGGCUUCAUUGUCGUGUGAAACAGAAUGGAGUGAUUAGCAGAAAUGCAAGAGUUGCCACCAGUUUCGUGCACAUAUAUGCAAAGCAAGGGUACAUACAAACAGCUAUGGAUGUGUUUCAUGGAGUCGUUGAUGAAUUCAAGACCGUGGAGUUGUUUAAUGCUAUGAUACAUGGACUUGCUCACCACGGUUAUGGCGAGAAAGCUAUUUCACUUUUUGAUGAAAUGGAAUCAUUGGGGCUUCAUCCUGAUGAGAUCACAUUUGUGGGUGUUCUGUGUGCAUGCAGUCGCAGUUGCCUGAUCAUACAAGGAUGGCAGAUGUUCAAUUCAAUGUUGGACAAGUACGGUGUCAGGCCAGAUGUCAAGCAUUAUGCCUGCAUGGUUGAUCUCCUUGGAAGAGCUGGACGGCUUGAUGAUGCUUACAGCUUUAUCCAAAAUAUGCCUUGCAAAGCAAAUCGUGUGAUAUGGUCAUCUCUUCUGACAGCAUGCAAGGUCCAUGGAAAUAACAAGAUUAGAAAGCUUGUAGAGAAGCAACUUCUUGAGUUAGAUACUACCUACAAGCCUGAAAAGCUAACUUUAUCCGGCUUAUUUUCUGAUGAGAAGAGGAAAGAGGUAGCUGCAAGGGUGAGAAAGACUAUAAGGCACAAAUCUGAGCGCAGGCAUACCCGCUAAAAGUGGCAUGGAACGGUAAUGUUUGUCAGAUUGCAAUUACCAAUACUUCCCGGAUCCAAUCUCAGGCAAAGGUGGUUGAUUGGAUGCCUGAAGACAUGCCGAGGCAUUUGGGCUUUGCAGGAUGUGUUGGGAGAAGACUGCUUGGAACAUCGAGAGACAGUUGCUCUAGCAUUUGGCUUGGUAAAGUCAGUUCCUGGAAUCCCUGUCACUUACCCUUUUAUGUGAGGUAGUUGCCAUUCGUCAAUCUGAGUAUUUAAUGAAACUAUACAGAAGGGAUAUUAGAUCCAAUGAUGGGCUAAGUUUUGGAAUGAAAAAAAAUAACGACCUUUCAAAUCUUGUGAACAAACCCUGGUUGUCAACUUCUCAAAUGGUAGGUUAAUCUCUGUUUUCCUGGUGGCUGGCGCAGCUGCUACCAGAGCUUGUAUACAUGUCAGUACAAGCAUUACAAUUAGUCAACCACUUGUGCUGACUGAUCCUUCGACUUCUGGAAAUGAGAUGGCAGAACAGAGAAAUAUUGCCGCGAAUUUCGAGAGCUAGGUUCUUUCAAAGUUUUCCAGUUACUGUUGGAAUAUGUUUAUUCCCAUCCAUUCCCCCCCAAAAUCUUUAUUGGAGCUCUGGCUAGGGACAAACCCUAGGAUUAAUGGGAUAUACGUCAGGUUUUUAAGACCCAGGAACCCUAAGGUCAGUGUUUCCCAGGAAGAAGGCACAAAGAAUAACUUGAGUAGUUAUGGCAUUAGAUGUUGGAAUGACACGUAGAAAAAAUUGUUCUCUCUGUUGACCUAACCGAAGUGAGUGAAUAAAAACCCAUAACGUACUGUUGAAUGAUACUGACAGAAAACCUACCUCCUUUCAGAAACUCAGAGAGUAAUAUCUGUACUGUAUGGAGUCAACGUUCUGUUCAACAACGUGCAAAAAAAUAAGAGCAAAAACAAGCUUAAAGCUGGAUGUCAAAGAAGGUGAUGGCCAACCACAGUCCACAGGGAAAGCUAACCUUUCUGUUUAACCAUCCACCUUUUGCUCUCAGUAUAACUUAUGAUCACAUCCUUCCUGGGUACUUGAAGUAUCAGGACCAACCUCAAGGCAGGGCAUAAGUGAUCAUGCGAAAGGAACAAUGCAACAUUGAUGGUUCGAAGACUUUUGUUUUGAAGUUUGACAUGCACUGCAAAUGCAACGGUUGUAUCAAGAAAAUCAACGAUGGGGUGAAGGAGAUUAGUCUUUCAAAAGGGGUGGAGAACACUGAUCUCUUGAUAGGGACAGGAGAGGUGAAAGUGACUGGGAGAAUGGACCCGGAGAAGGUCCGUUCUCUGUUUCAUGCAGUGACAAAGAAGUGUGUGGGAAUAGUUACCCAAAGCACCCUGUCUGACGGACACACCGCACCAUCUCAGGAAAACAAGAAGGCUCCUUCUGGCUGGUUCGCUCCGGAGGCCGCGAGGUCGUUCCCGGUAACCCCGAGCGCCCCGCCGUUGCCCGAGGAGGCAUGGAGCGAGACGACGGUGCCUUCAGGGCGAUGCUGGUAUCGGUGGUCAGCGCCUUGGAGCUCGUCCGGCGUGUGGGCUGCGUCGGACAUCACCGGGACGCUGGCGGUGUACGAGCUCUGAGCUGCAUGCUCAUGCUGCGUGACCAUACAGCAGUGGAGGUCCCAACCUGGUCUCCUAAGGCGGCUCUCAUUUGUUUAGAAGAUGGGUUCCAGUUUUUAAAAGACAUAGAAUGCAUGGUUCCGUUUUGCUUCGUUGCAA
Setaria italica (foxtail millet) is the source of this 3490-nucleotide messenger RNA. Its product is annotated as heavy metal-associated isoprenylated plant protein 9-like. The transcript has 5 exons. The coding region runs from base 2852 to 3352 and encodes 166 amino acids. The record is from RefSeq and is a predicted model, not a curated record. Lineage: Eukaryota; Viridiplantae; Streptophyta; Magnoliopsida; Poales; Poaceae. Gene Ontology annotation, molecular function: metal ion binding.